CCCAAUGAGCUCAGCCAUUUUGUUGUCAUCUCCUUUAAAAUCUCUCCACUCCCUCUUCUUCACUUGUCUUCAUCUCAAUUUCUUCUCAAUCCCCUUUUAAUUUCACCAUCCAUCGCCCUUCUUUCUAUGGGUGCCGACAUGUCGAACAACAACAAUAAUACUAAUCGCCUUGCUUUCACCAAAGAUUUCUUCUCCUCUCCGGCUCUUUCUCUUACCCUUGCGGGGAUUUUCCGUCGGGGAGAGGUGACGGAGAAGGGGGAUGUUGAGAUGGAGGAGGUGGACGAUGGAGCACGGAGAGAUGAUACGACAGCGGAACUUAGUAGCGAGAAUUCGGGACCGAUGAGGUCGAGAUCGGACGACGAGGGUCUUGACGGCGGGGGAGGGGAGAAUGAAGAUGGGGUGGAUCAUGGGUGUCAUGUAAAGAGAAGGAAGAAAUAUCAUCGGCAUACAACGGAGCAGAUCAGAGAAAUGGAGGCGCUGUUUAAAGAAUCACCACAUCCAGAUGAGAAGCAAAGGCAGCAGCUAAGCAAGCGAUUAGGACUUUCACCAAGGCAGGUCAAAUUUUGGUUCCAAAAUCGUCGAACCCAAAUCAAAGCUAUUCAAGAGAGGCAUGAAAACACAUUGUUAAAAGCUGAAAUGGAGAAACUUCGAGAAGAAAAUAAAGCCAUGAGAGAAAUUUCUAAGAAGAAAGUUGGCUGUGCAAACUGUGGAAUUUCCGACGCUGGGGAAGACCAUGUCGCUUUGACAACCACGGAGCAAUUGCGUAUUAAGAAUGCCAAGCUCAAAGCCGAGGUUGAGAAACUACGAGCUGCACUAGGAAAAUACCCACAAGCAGCAGCGUCUCCAUCGUACUCAUCAGGGAACGAGCCAGAGACGACGAACCGAAGCUGCUUAGAUUUUUACACAGGAAUUUUCGGGCUUGAAAAAUCAAGAAUCAUGGAGAAAGUUCAUCAAGCUCUUGAAGAGCUCAAAACAAUGGCUGCCGCCGGCGACCCACUUUGGGUCCGUAGCGUGGAGACCGGAAGACAGAUUUUAAACUACGAUGAGUACUUGAAAACCUUUCAUCACAACAAUAAUAAUUCUAACACUCGUUGGCUCAAAACACACAUUGAGGCCUCUCGUGAGACCGCUCUUGUCUUCAUGGAGCCCUCUAGGUUGGUUCAAAGCUUCAUGGAUGAGAAUAAAUGGAAGGAGAUGUUUCCUUUCAUGAUAUCGAAGGCAGCUACAGUUGAUGUUAUUUGUAAUGGAGAGGCUGCCAAUUGGAAUAAUGGAGCAGUGCAAUUGAUGUUUGCAGAGGUGCAAAUGCUUACACCAUUAGUACCCACGAGAGAAAUGUAUUUCAUCCGCCAUUGCAAGCAGCUCGACAUUGAACAAUGGGCUAUUGUCGAUGUUUCGAUCGAAAACAUUGAAGAUAACAAUAUUGAUGCAUCGUUGGUGAAAUAUAAGAAACGUCCAUCUGGUUGCAUCAUUAAGGAUGAAUCUAAUGGCCAUUGCAAGGUAACAAUGGUGGAGCAUUUGGAAUGUGAAAAAAGCAAAGUUCACAACUUGUACAGAAGCAUAGUGAACAAUGGCACUGCCUUUGGGGCAAGACAUUGGAUGGCAACUCUCCAACUCCAAUGUGAACGCCUUGCUUUCUUCAUGGCAACCAACAUCCCCAUGAAAGACUCAACUGGAGUUGCAACACUAGCUGGAAGAAAAAGCACAUUAAAGUUGGCACAGAGAAUGAGUUGCAGCUUCUCCCAAGUAGUUGCAGCUUCAAGUUAUCAAACAUGGACCAAAGUUGUGGGAAAAACUGGAGAAGAUAUUAGGGUUUGUUCAAGGAAGAAUGUUAGUGACCCUGGUGAACCCAUUGGAGUUAUUUUAUGUGCAGUUUCUUCUCUCUGGUUGCCUCUUUCUCCCCAUCUUCUCUUCGAUUUCUUCAGAGAUGAAUCUCGUCGAAAUCAAUGGGACGCUAUGUUUGGUGGAGAUAAAGCUAAGUCCAUUGCAAAUUUAGCUAAAGGACAGGAUCGAGGCAACUCAGUUACCAUUCAAACAAUAGGAUCAAAAGAGAGCAACAACAUGUGGAUCCUACAAGACAGCUCCACAAACUUAUCGGAAUCCAUGGUGGUCUACUCCGGAGUAGACGUUACCAGCAUGCAGUCAGUGAUGUCAGGUUGUGAUUCCGGCAGCGUUACCAUCCUCCCUUCAGGCUUUUCAAUUCUCCCCGACGGCGCCAACGCCAGGCCGCCCCUCCUCAUCACUCGUUGUAAAGACGACAGAACUUCCGACGCUCAUGGUGGUGUUCUACUGACCGCCGCCAUCCAAAUCCUUACCGACACCUCUCCCUCUGCAAAACCCACCAUGGAAUCCAUCGAGUACGUUAAAAGCAUCAUUUGUUGUACGUUAAAAAAUAUUAGAACCAGCAUGUGCUGUGAGGAUGAUUGAUACUUAUAUAGCUUAUUAUAAUAUUAUUGAUCCAUAUAUAUAUAACUGUAAGUAAAGCUUUUCUUUUUUC
Molecule: messenger RNA, 2494 nt
Organism: Benincasa hispida (wax gourd)
Lineage: Eukaryota; Viridiplantae; Streptophyta; Magnoliopsida; Cucurbitales; Cucurbitaceae
Gene: GL2
Product: HD-ZIP IV family of homeobox-leucine zipper protein with lipid-binding START domain-containing protein
Biological process (GO): regulation of DNA-templated transcription
Molecular function (GO): DNA binding; lipid binding; DNA-binding transcription factor activity, RNA polymerase II-specific
Source: RefSeq, a predicted model, not a curated record